AUGAGAGCAUUCACUCCUUUGCCAGAAUCAAGGACUAGUUUAUUUGCCAAGCUAAGAGAUGCCGGGCGAAUGAAUGUUGUUCCACCAAAACCUGCUAAUCCCACGGAUCGAUGGUAUAGGCCGGAUUUCACUUGCGCCUAUCAUUCUAACCAAGUUGGCCAUGCCACCGAAUAUUGCAUAAACCUAAGGCACAAACUACAAGAUAUGAUUGACAAUCAUGAGCUUAUCCUGGAACCAACACCUCCAAAUGUGGACACAAAUCCGCUCCCAAAGCAUGGAGGGAAUCAAAUUCACAUGAUAGAAAGAGGUGAUGAAUGGGAAGAGAGCCCUGCGAUAAUUCGUCCAGAUAUUGAAGGGUUGGAAAGCACCGUCGCCUCGUUGUCUUUACAAGAGCGAAAAGAAGUGUUAAGCCCUUUGACAAAGAAAUCGAGACAUCGUCGUAGCCAAAAGAGAGCCUUUCGUGCUCAAAUAUCCCUCAACAUAGUCGCUCGAAUUCAUAACGAGCCAUUCAUACUCAAAACAUCAGGACCAGUUGAGAAUGCACCCUUUGUGAUCAAACCGCCGCACCAGAUGAUGGUCAAUAAAGAAAAAGAGAUAGCUGUUGUGGUUCAGGGUAUGACCAGGUCAGGAAGGUGUUAUGCCCCAGAAGAACCUGUGCUCGAAGCGCCACAUCGCGAAAACCCUAAAAAAAGACCAAUCACCGAAGGCGAAGCUGAAAACUUUUGGAGGCAAAUGCCAGUCAAGGAUUAUUCGAUUGUUGAGCACCUGCAUAAGACUCUGCCAAGGAUAUCAGUAAUGUCAUUAUUACUCAGUUCAUCUCAACAUCGCUUAGCCUUAAUGAAAGCUUUGGAUGAAGUCCAAGUGCCCGCCGGCACUACAAGUGAAACAUUGGCCGAGAUUGUGGGGUAUGUUGUACGAGCGCAUAGGCUAUCAUUUUCUGAUGAUGAAUUACCAAGGGAAGGGAAGUCCCACAAUAAAGCCCUGCACAUAACAGUCAAAUGCCGUGACAAGAUUAUCCCUCAAGUGCUGAUUGAUGGAGGGGCUGGGUUGAAUGUAUGCCCUGUGACGACUUUGAAACAACUCGGGUAUGAUGUUGGCAAGAUCCGUCAGAGUCGAACCAAUGUAAAAGCUUAUGAUGGCGCAACCAGCGACCCAAUUGGAGAAAUAGAUCUACACAUACAAAUGGGCCCGCGGAGUUCGUAG
Molecule: messenger RNA, 1203 nt
Organism: Lycium ferocissimum
Lineage: Eukaryota; Viridiplantae; Streptophyta; Magnoliopsida; Solanales; Solanaceae
Exons: 1
Coding region: 1-1203 (400 amino acids)
Source: RefSeq, a predicted model, not a curated record